CCCCCGUCCUUUCUCCCCCGCCUCUUUGUAACAUCCUAUCUACCUCCACGCGUACACUGACAUGUCUGGUAAACGUAACGACGACAAGAAGAGUGUGGUCGUGGUCGGUGGCGGCGGCGCCGGCUCCUACAUCGCGCGUACUUUGUCUUCCAAACUCGACGCAUCCAAGUAUACCCUCACUCUCGUCACUGCUCGUCCCUUCGCCGUUCACUAUCCAGCUGCCAUCCGCUUGACCACCACCAGCGAGGGCAAACUCGAGGAUACCGUCCUCAUCCCCUACGACAAACUUCUCCUAAACGGUAACGGCACCAUCAAGAUUGAUCGUGUUGUGAAAAUUGAGGACCACAAGGAUGGCGGCGACCUCGUCCUCGCGUCUGGCGAGUCUUUGCAUUACGACGUCCUCAUUCUUGCUCCCGGCUCCCAUUGGGAGGGUCCUCUUGCUCUCCCCGAUGGGAAGGACGAGAUCCUCGAGCACAUCAAGCAAUGGCGUAAUAAGUUUGAGUCUGCUAAGGGUGUCGUCUUGGUGGGUGGGGGAGCUGUCGGCAUCGAGUACGCUGGAGAAAUCAGAGACUACUGGCCGAAGAAGCCCGUUACCAUCGUCCAGGCUAGCUCUCAGCUUCUCAAUGCGACGUACCCAGACAAGUUCCGCAAGCGGGUGGAGAAGGACAUCACAGUCCGAGGCGUCAAAGUCGUCUACAACGAUUUUGUUGACAACUUCGAACCCGAAGGUCCUAUCACCACCCGCGGUGGCAAGACUCUCGAGGGCGAUCUAGUCGUCAUCGCACGUGGUAACCGCCCAGCCACCGAGUUCGUGAGCUCGCUCGGCUCCGGUGUCCUGAACGAGCGUGGCCAGAUCAAGGUCCAGCCGACGCUUCAGCUUCAGUCACAUCCGAACAUCUUCGCCGCGGGAGAUGCCAUUGACUGGGAUGAGCAGAAACAGGUGGCGAAAUACCCGGCCCAUGGAGAUGUUAUCAUAAAAAAUGUCUUGGCCGUCCUCGAAAAGAGAACUUCGACUGCACAAUACAAGGGCGGCCCGGAGUUGAUCAUCGUCACGAACGGCAAGAACGCCGGCGUGGCCUACUUGGGCUUCCUGUGGGGCAUUGUGCUUGGAAACUGGUUUGCGAAGAUGCUCAAAUCGAAGACCUUGAUGGUCGAUAUGGUCAGGAAGUCAUACGGUUACGCGUGAGCUCCUUUGACUCCGACUGUUUCGUAAUUCUGUGUUAUUUCUGUGUCAUACGACGCUUGCAAGAGGCUUUGAUGUCUUUUUUCAGCAUCUUUUGGUUUGAUGUCCAAGUAUCUUAUUUAGCGCUGCUGAUGGUCAGAAGCCUACUAGUACAUUCAUAUUUUUUUUUGAGUUCAAUGCCUAUUCGAUAUACCCAUC
Messenger RNA from Heterobasidion irregulare TC 32-1, 1381 nucleotides. RefSeq lists its product as uncharacterized. Lineage: Eukaryota; Fungi; Basidiomycota; Agaricomycetes; Russulales; Bondarzewiaceae. The record is from RefSeq and is a predicted model, not a curated record. The transcript is spliced from 4 exons. Gene Ontology annotation, cellular component: cytoplasm. Gene Ontology annotation, molecular function: electron-transferring-flavoprotein dehydrogenase activity; flavin adenine dinucleotide binding. Bases 62 to 1186 code for a protein of 374 amino acids.